Messenger RNA from Leptopilina boulardi, 1080 nucleotides. It is a transcript of the gene Dhpr, whose product is annotated as dihydropteridine reductase. Gene Ontology annotation, molecular function: NADH binding; NADPH binding; 6,7-dihydropteridine reductase activity. The coding region runs from base 74 to 787 and encodes 237 amino acids. The transcript is spliced from 5 exons. Gene Ontology annotation, biological process: L-phenylalanine catabolic process; tetrahydrobiopterin biosynthetic process. Gene Ontology annotation, cellular component: cytoplasm. The record is from RefSeq and is a predicted model, not a curated record. Lineage: Eukaryota; Metazoa; Arthropoda; Insecta; Hymenoptera; Figitidae.
UAGGUAAAAUACGAUUGUAACGCCAUGUAUACAUUGUGUUGGAAAUUGUAAACAGUAUGACAUUUGUUCAACAAUGGCUGCCGAAACAGGACGUGUUUUUGUUUAUGGAGGAAAAGGAGCUCUUGGAUCUUCUUGUGUUUCUUUAUUUAAAUCAAAAAAAUGGUGGGUUGGUUCGAUCGAUAUAAAAUCAAAUGAUGAGGCUGACGAUAAUGUGAUUGUAAAAUUGGGUCAAUCUUGGACAGAGCAGCAAGAAGAUAUUUUAAAUCAAGUCUCAAAAUCUUUGAAUGGAAAUAAAAUCGAUGGAAUAAUUUGUGUUGCUGGUGGUUGGGCGGGUGGAAAUGCAGCUAAUAAAGAUUUUAUUAAAAAUUGCGAUUUAAUGUGGAAUCAAAGUGUUUGGAGUUCUUGUAUUGCGUCAAAUAUUGCUUCUCAACAUUUGAAAGAAGGUGGAUUUUUAUCAUUGACAGGCGCUAAAGCUGCUUUAGAAGGAACUCCAGGGAUGAUUGGAUAUGGAAUGGCUAAAGCGGCAGUUCAUCAGCUUACGAAAUCUUUAGCAUCCGAGGGAAGUGGAUUGCCUUCAGGAUGUUUGGUCGCUUCUAUUUUACCUGUGACUUUAGACACACCAAUGAAUAGAAAAUGGAUGCCAAAAGCUGACACCACAACCUGGACUCCACUGGAAUUUAUUUCCAAUAUGUUUUGGGAAUGGUCACAAAAUGAGAAACGACCAUCUAAUGGAAGUCUUUUGCAAUUGGUAACAAAGGAUAAUAAAACUGAAGUAAUUCCAGCCUAAGAGAAUAUCACAACAUCGAAAUCGUGAGAAAAGAAAAAAAAGUUCUAAAUAGAAGGGAUCAAACAAUAUAAUGUUUAACAAGUUCAUUUAAUUAUUGAAAUAGUUUUUUUUACGUAACUAUAUAAUUAUUGCAGUAUUUCGAAAAUUAUAAUUUACUGUGUGAAUGUUCAGUGAUCAAUUUUCAAAACGAAUCUCUAAUGCAUUUAAUUAAUUAAUUGAAUUUUAUGACAAUAAAAAAAAGAUUGUUAAUAUAUUUGAAUAUUAUUUAGAAUAAAUUUGUUCUUAAUCAAUAA